Molecule: messenger RNA, 1380 nt
Organism: Mya arenaria
Lineage: Eukaryota; Metazoa; Mollusca; Bivalvia; Myida; Myidae
Exons: 4
Coding region: 1-495 (164 amino acids)
Source: RefSeq, a predicted model, not a curated record
AUGUGUACCGAAGGUUCAGGAAAGCAGACAUUUUAUCUGGUGGACGAGGCCGAAUUGCCGGGGAAAGGAAGUGACAGUGUUGUGAGCAUGGCCCACCACUACUUUCAGCACAAUGGCGUCGGUGAAAAACAUGCUGAGGUUUAUUUCGAUAAUGCUGUCGGCCAAAACAAGAACAAUGCUGUGCUUUGGUAUGCCAUGUGGCGUGUAAUUACAGGACUGCAUGAGAGUGUAACGCUAAACACUAUGUUGGUUGGGCACACCAAAUUUGCUCCUGACUGUCACUUCGGUAUCUUGCGAUGCUGUAAUGCCGAGAAUCUUCAAGAAAUUGCCCACACUGUAUCCGCCUCUUCAAAGUCAAGCCACAACAUCCCACAGUUGAUUAAUGACCCUCAGCAGCCAGUCACAUUUCACAGUCGGAAAUCAUGUUUAGAUACAUAUUUCAAAACUCUUAAAGAAUAUUACCAAAUACCACCAUUUCUAUGUAUCAAAACAUAAACCAGGAGUUGUAGUAUGCAAAGAGUUUGUAGAUUCCUUAGAAAAUUGAAGCUAACAUUUUGAGGAUGAGUCCAGAGUGUGGUGUUUUGCCUGAACAAAAGCACACACCAUGCCUAGAUGCUGCACGUCAAUGGUACCUUCAUGAUUCUAUUGGUCCAUUCUUUAGAUCUGAGUCAUCAAGAUCUGCAGUAUGCCCUAAACCAAUUCUGUGUAAAGUCAAAGUUGAUAUUGACAAAAAUAACACACAGAAAGGCAGUAAACGCAAACAUAGCCUUCUGUGUUAAUUCAAUGUGGACUGGUUAAAUCUAGUGCUCUACAGAUCUGUUUGUCAAACCAGUCUGGAAGUAUACUUAUGUCAUAAAUGGCAUUUUAAGCAAGUGUAAUAAAUCGUAAUAUGACAUCAUAAUAAUGAAUGGUGUUGAAAAUGUGAACGCUUUUUAGUAUCGAUUAAUGUGUUUAGCGCUGUAAAUACUCACAUUAGUAGGAUUGAUAUGAAUAUUAUAUCACAGGAGAGAAAAUGCAAAAUAACUUAUUGGAAUUGUUUACUUAGAUUGUUAUAGGCUUGCCAAGUUCCUUUAUAUUAGUUGGACAGAAAACACUUGUUUAAUCAACUUUGUAUUGAACAACUUAAGUAAUAUCCUCUACAUCUAAAGACUAACACAAUUAAGAUCUAUGUAUCUCUGUCAUCUGAAACAUGAGAAAGAAUAUUUGCUUUUUUUGUGUAUUACUUAUAUUAUUGAUUGGUUGCAUUGCAUUGUGCAAGUGUUUUUUAUUACCAAAUCAUUGCAAACUACAACUCUGUUUUUUAGCAAAUGAAAGAGACCGUGCAGAUUUUUUCUUAAUCACUUGCUAGGCCUUUAGCAUUACCAAAAUGUGACUUGACAA